GUCAGUCCGGAUCGGGCGCUCGGUCAGCCGAGACUACUUGUGCCAAGUGUUCCCCCAAAAUUCGAUCCCGAUUUGUCGAGCCGGUAUUAACGCAACGUGUCGUCUUUCCAUGCGGCCCGUAUCUACACGAGUAUAUUCGAGUGAAGUGUCUACUCCAUCCCGAGAGUUCAUCCCUCUCCGGCACCCUGUCUCUCGAUCCCUCGUCCUCGACCACUGUUCCCCGUGUUCCCGUGUCGCCCUCGGUUGAGCCGCGAGUUUGAUGCACGAGCACGGGCCACGGAGCCGCGAAACCCCGUGGAACUCGACGAAAUCGAAUCGAGCACAAUUAACGAUAGUGCCCUCCCCCCGGGAGUCGAAGGUAAUUUCAUCGGAUGCCUGAGAUCCAGCAGGGAGUUCGGAAGAGAAACACCGGAGCACCAGUUAUCGAUCGGCACCGACUGAGAGCAACGUACAGAAACCUUGUUCGAGGAGAUUGCAGUGACGCCAGGGAACAUUGUGUGUCGAUCGAACCGACAAGGAAAGUGUCGUGUUUGCGAGGACUGUCACUGAAAGUAACCCGUAACGCAAGAUUUUCGUGAAAUAAAACGAACAGUGCGGAUUGGAAAGUGUUAUUUACGUUAAAAAGAGAGUACAACGAGCUUCGAGGAUCAAUAAAGAGUGGGAAACGGUUCUCGAUCGAGCUGGAUCAAUUGAUUUUCGGACGAAGAAUCGUCGAUCUCUCGAGUGUGUGUACGUGUAAUGCGCCGAUUUCUUCGAUGGACGCGCGUCGAAGAUAAUCACACGUAACCUCACCCAGGACCGCCAACUUCUAAGGGGGUCCACGCCAUAACUUUCCUCAGGAUAAUGAGAAGCCUGGAGAGGUUAUCAGGUAGCGAUCAAGACUGCGAUCAGGAGAUGUAUAUCGACCUGGACGACGCUUCCGUCGACUCGCUUACCGGAAAACGAAGUCGGCACCAUGUGGUUGGCGCGGAGGUGGGUGAGGAGAGCGACAGUAGUGGCAGCGAGAGAAGUCCGAAACAAGCGAAAAGAAGAAAUCGUGGAGGACCACCGACGACAAGGAGACGAAAAAGUGGAAUUUCCGCGCGGGAAAGGAACCUGAGGAGGCUUGAGAGCAACGAGAGAGAAAGAAUGAGAAUGCAUUCCCUGAAUGAUGCUUUCGAGCAACUGCGCGAGGUGAUACCGCACGUAAAAAUGGAAAGGAAGCUCAGCAAAAUAGAGACGCUUACGUUGGCCAAGAAUUAUAUAAUGGCUCUGACAAACGUCAUAUGUGAAAUGCGCGGCGAAGAGCAACCAUACACUUUCGUCGACGGCGAAUGCGGCUCUAGCAGCGGCGACAGCACAGGUCAACUAGAGCUUAGCGGCGGCGAGCAACCCGAAGAGGCGUCCCCUGCAUCGAUGCACGAGACCAACAACAAUAGUUUGCUCCACGAAGAUUUAGAGCGCAGGAUACCGUAGCUUGCUUAAUUACGUCUAAUGUUGACCGAUGCUCUCCAUGGCGAUGCUCGUGUUCGACGAGACAAGCCCGUAAAAGUCGCCUUCCCUGAACGGAUCGCGGAAAGAAGAAUACACGGAGUGAAUCUCGGAAGAAAAAGAAGAGACGAACGGAUGGCAGUGAGCAGGGCUUCGUUGAACCACCGUGGAAAAACGAGAUAGCCAAUGGGGAAUCGUCAAAUCGGCUGUCGCGAAACGGUCGUCGAGGAGCCGUUCGAGACUUAUCGAAGAAGAUGCAAUUCGGCUUUUACGAAAUGAUCCGUCCAAGGUCGACCUCUGGAGAUCCUUUGAAGGCCAACGAGAUGCGAGGUUGACGAUGGAAGGAAAGAAAGAGACGAUCCUCACGGUCAGCCAAGUCGGCGAAUUCUCUUUCUUUUUUCCCAUCUUUUUUUUUUCGAGUGUCACCGGGCCCGUUACCUUGAGACGUCUCGAUUUUUUCGCUCGCAAGCUAUAUAACAGUGCGAAACGACUUUUCUUGUAUUCGCCACGAUCGUUAAUUGCAAAUUUAUAUCUUCCUGAAUUCGUGUACGAUGUAUUAGUCGUGUGCCAAAGCCGUUCGAGGAGAUAAGAGACAUCAACAUCUUAACACAUUGUCAACCGACCGUGGGAGUUUUCACCAUGUCACCGCGAUAAUGUGCAAUUGUGCAUUUAUGAACAUACAGGAUAAGUGUAAAUAAAUGCGCUUAUCCUCGGUGUAUGGAACCUAAAUUCAACACAGAGGAGAUUGCUGUACCUCUGAACGAUUUUUAGAUUUUUUUUUGGCAAGGAUUAGUCUGUUUAUAAUCGCCCCAUAAAGUGCACAUAAAACGUACUAUCCUUCCUCCACAAUAUGAGGCAUUAUGCUCGAGCUUUGCGUACCAGACUAUCGGAAUUUUACUGAACUCGUAUUUCCUCUACUAGUGACUUCAAAUUUUAUUUCUGAGACAAAAUGAUAUGGGAUCAGUACCGAUAAAUAUAUACGCUAUACUAUUUAAGUAUCGAACCGUAUAUAAUGCAUUUUUUAGAAAAGAAUGUUAUGGAAUGGUACACAUAUUGGUAAAAAUAUGUGCACACUGCAUUGAUAAACUAUCAAUUAAAACAAACGAUUCGAAAGAAUAACAAUUCAACAUACAAUAAUAUAACCAUAGAAAUGAAAUAUAUUAAACGGCUGGUUUGAUUUUUUUUGUAAAGUAUCACUUGAUAAUCUACACGUGGUACACCGCAAUAUUAACUUAUUUGUAGAUUGUUUAAAUUCCUGUUUUUGGUGUUUAAAACAAUUCCUCUACAUUGAUUUUAUGUGAAAACAUCAUUAAUUUUUGUUUUAUUGUUAGUUAUUUCUUUACAACUUGUGCUAGUGAACAUUUGGUAAAUUCUAUUAUAAGACAAUAUAACAAUUCAUAUAGUGUAUAUUUCUAUCGAUCAGGAUUCCAUAGCACUUAUAUUAAAAGAAUGUAAACAAUCCUAAGUCUUCAGUUGAGGUAAAAUAGUUCUGUAAUUCAUUACGUACAUAUUAAACUCAAACUAAAUUCAAAUCGAAGACGAUUUUCAAACUCGAUUUUCUUGAAAACUAAGCUUUAAAUGAAAGAAUAUUAUUUCAUAUUUUGUUCUUAUUUUUUUAUAAGAAAUCCAUUGUUGUUCCACACCAUUUGUUAAUCAAAAGGUAUGAUUAUGAAAUGGAAUAGAUGUAAUAAAUUAAAUAUACACAUGAUUCAGCUAAAAAUUACAACGAUUUAAGUUCUUAAAGCUUGUUGUCUGUGAAUAACAACUUUAUUGUACGUUAUUAUUGACUAGAAUUAACGGCACUGGUUGUUUCGAAUCGUUUAAACCUAUUAUAACGUAUACCGUACAGCACUCUCCCCUAUUUAUGAUCACUUAUGUUGCUAGUCUCAUGUGGACUCUUUUAGUCUCUUUCAGGAGCUAAUUAUAUUGUAAAAAUUUAAAAAAACUUCAUAUUUGAAUGAUUCCACAAAAAUUUAAUUAGUGUUACUUAAAAAUUCAUGUCAAUAGCGGCUAACUUAGAUGACCAUGCUACUUAUAUUUCACGUUAAAAAAACACCAAGAAGGUCUAUAAGAGAUCCCAGGGUUAUUUCAAAAAAUAAUAUAAACCUAUUUAUUAAUUGGAUGACGGAUUAAUCAACGUCAUUUAUUAAACUAACUUCGGAAUAACAAUAUUUAUAGAAGCAAACGUGUGUAAAUUCUCCCUUGCUUCGUGAAAAAGUAACUGAAAACACUGGUACUUGAUUUAUCAAGUACAAUGAGAGGCCUUUAUGAGAUAACCAUGUCGGGGUCCCCGAUAGACUCCGCGUGGUCAUCUAAGUUUACAGCCGUAUUGUUGCAUAAAAUUCACAAAAUGCACAGUUGGCAAAGUGUUAAAUGUCCCGACGAGUCUGCCAUUAUCCCGAGCUAAUAAUAAUAUAAAUAUGUCGAUGUUGCUUCGAAUUAUGAACGUUCGGUGGUUCGGUUGGCUUGGAUUCGAAGGAUCUCGAGGUCGACGCCGAUAGAUCGGAUCGCAUCGACGACGGUAACGAUCAGUGCGACGCAAAAGUGUGAGAAACUGUGAUAGAAUUUCGUAUUAGAACCUCGUUGCACAUCGUCCCCCGCGUGACAUCGUGCUAAAUACUUAUUUUUUUCUUUCUUCGUGGUGAUCAUCUUCGAGUCUGCAAGUUGGACAGGAACCGAUGGGGACGUUCAUCCCCAAAAGUGACCGUAAAGAGGUAUACCGUAAGGAUGCCGGGCAAUCGAAUAGAAAUGAUACCGAGGAUAGCUGCCCAAUAUAAGGGGAGGGGGGAAAAACGACGUAGAAAUGAUCGCCGGAAUGAAAACCCGGUUUGUUCGACGCGAUUUAACCAUUAAACAAAGGUUCGAGACCUUACGAUCCGCUGGAAUUUAAGAACAGUUGAAUGCCUUCGCUGCCAUUGAAUAAUUAUAAUUCUAUAAUCAAGGAUACUGCGGUCCUAAGCUAAAAAGGGGAUUUCGACGGCAUGUUUCCUUAAAUUUUGCGCUUAAAUCGGCCAAGUUUCUUUUUCAUUUUCGAUAUACAUAUAAACAGAAAACUGAGUACUACUUAUGGCUCUUUUUUUUUAAUUGAAUACUAUAUUUAACAGUGUAAACUUGUGUAUGGUUUAUCAAUUUAUUUGUAGAUUACAUAACAUUAUUUUUCUAAAAUUAUAAUAUAAAUAUUUGGUAUUGUUGUUUUUUUUUUUUUUGGACGGAUACUGUGAUUUAAAGAUUUGAGUUCGUAGAGUGGUCUGAAACGAGAAUACAAAGAAGAUUUUUAAUUAGUAUGCGUAUUGCUAUUGUAGAGAUUACGAGAAAUUAUUAAUAUUGAGAAUUUUACAAAAUGGUGCAUGUUGAAAUGUAAAUAUCGAAAUUGUAUAUGUUUCUUUGAGCAAUUCUUAAAAAUUGUAUGAUAAACUCGAUAUAAAAACGUAAUUUUGAUCUCGACCAAAGUCAUUGGUAUGUAAAAGAACAUGUUAAAAUUUCAAUUGAGUGAUGUACCAGCUGAUAAAUCAGGUCGAUUCGAGAAAAACCGGUUUAAAGUUACUUGUACCUAUAGGCGAAAAACAGCUUAACAACUACAAAAGCUAAAAUACUUGAAAUUUGUUCACCAAAAUUUCACAAUAUAUUUUCAAAUAUAUCAAAUUUCGAGAAAUAGAAUUUUUUCAAUCAAUUUUUUGAAUGUAUUACAUUGGAAUGAUCCAUUAAUUUCUUUAGCAUUUCUAUGUACUUAACGAAUAACUCUUACUGGAUGCCAAUAUUUUUAGACUGUACAUAAAAAAUGUUGUAGCUAUAAGAAGUUUGAAGGGAUAUUAUAUAUUUUUUCUUGAACGAACAUGACCUUUCUCAUUCUUUUUACAACAAAUAAACUAUUAACGCAACAUUCUGUACACUAAAAGUUACUAUGACACGUUCGAUACGGUAAAAACGACAAUGUCACGUAGGAAAUGACGUACGUCCGUUAAAGAUUAGUGCAAGUUUAUUUCGAUACGGAAACGUGUAAAAUAAAAUACUAGUUAUCCUACUGGAAAACUAUAAAACUUGGAAAAAAGCAAGACACCCCGUUUUGGCUCAGGACGGCUGUAUAUAAUGUUGAUGAAUUAAAUAUCAGAAACACGAAAAAGAAAGACACACGGAAACUCUAAUCAGAAUACGAGGGAUAAUAUCGGUACUUGGCAUUAAUAAUGUGCUAUCCGUCAUAACACUGAAUUAACGCCAUCAAUCAAAUCAAAUCAAUCAAAUUUUAAUUAAAUAUAAAUACUUGGAAAGAAAAGAGCACACACAAUUUUAAAGAGCGACGCCACAAAGAUGUCUUCGAGUUGCUAGUCGUCCAUAUUAAAUAAAGCUCUCGAAGCCCAAAGGGUUAAAUUCAUCCUACGAUUAGAAUAGAGUAUCGUUCUUUAAAAAUGCAAAUUUUCAAAUGCUUAUCCAUUAAAGGUUAAUUCUUUAAACCGUAUCACUAUUAGUGCGAAGAAGCGAUAUGUACCACGUAAUAUCGAUGGCAGUAGAAGUGCUAAUGAAACUGUAAUAUUUAUUAACGACUAUUGUCUGCUCGCAUAACAAUUAAUCCUAUCAUCGUUUACACGUUCCUUUAACACCGAUAUCGUAACUCGAAGCCUAUUCGUCAAACAUCUCAGAGUUAUAAUAUCGGUGUUAUCAUUUCUUCUUCAUUUUGUCGUGUAAACGUACUCCAUGAUCGCUCCAUGAUCAGCAGAUUCGUAAGGAAAUCUUAAUUUAGCGUUUAAAUCGAGUAGAAAGACACUUAAGCCCAUACGAAGAUACGGACUUCGAAGAGUAACGCGUACCUUAGACAUAUACAUGUAUACAUAUAUCUAUAUAUUAAUAUAUACGUAUAUUAACAUGUUAAUGAUCAAUACAGUGGAUAUUGAUCAUGAAUGUGAUAAUAUAAUUGUUGCUGUAUCAUCUCGAGAACAGGGACCAGAGACAUCGACUCAAGUUACCAGAUCCCGCAGACGCGCGGGUACAACGCAUCGACUAGCUUCGCGCAAUUGAUAUGCAAAACUUGCGCAUCCCUUCUUCGGCAACAGAGGAGACGAUGCAUUUAACCCUUUGCUCUCGUCGAGAUUUUUGCCAAGACGAACCAGCAACUCCAGACGGUUUCGCGAAUAUUUGACGAGGUCGAACGAAACAUUCGCGGAAAAAUUGAAAUUCGCCUCCUUCUGCGUCAUUACCGAAAACCACAUUGUAGUGCCACCAUGAAAAUUGUUUUCAUGCAUACCGUACAAAGAAACGAUACUUAUUUUGAUAGUAUAGUACUGCGAGACGAAUAUCAAAUUUUUAUGAUCUAAUAAAAAAGCUAAGAACCACUGGUAAUUGCACAUUAAAAAGUGUAAAUUAUAAUGUAAAGAAAUAAUUUACCCCUUUCCUCAAAAUUUCUUCAAAAGAUUUCGACUGUUGAAAGAGUCAUAACAGCUUUUUCGAUUGAAAGAAAUGACAGGAAAUUGCUCCGAAGCCGGUGUUAAUAUUAAUACUGAUUUUUUAUACAAAUAACUUCGACUUGUAACAAUUUCAAAUCAAAUUCAUGUUCGCUCACUUCGAGAAAAAAAAUACAUGAAGAAGUUUGGGAACCUAUUCGUGAAAUGAUGUCGCUAUCAACGUUUACAGAUUCAACGAAAUCUAACGCAAAGAAAGAUCGUCGCCUCCCAGUCGCCACUCGAGUUGCCACGUGAAACCUAGCGGCGACUAAGAGUCGCCUCUCGAGCGCAAAGGGUUAAUAGAACGUGGGCACGGUGCACACUGCACAGCCGAUGCGCGAAGCUGGACGUGUACAAAUAUCAUUUUCGUUUUACUUGUGAGUUUUUUUCUACUUUUAUCACGUUGCUCUAUAAACGCUUCUCUGUUUUCUUCAUUCUUAAUUCGCUUUCUUUCGACGCCCCGUGGUUGUUUCGAAAGCUCGCGAGUCAAUGAUGGGCAAAAUUAUUCAACUAGAUGAAAAUUUCGAAUAACGAAUAAACGAUAAACCACUGCUUAUUUGUUAUUCGUCAAACAGAAAUUAGAAUGUAGAUUUCAGAUUGAAAUAUAUCUUAAUGAGCGAAUAAAAAUUUAAUUUCAUAUGAUGCGAUGUGCUUGUAUACGAAUUAGAAUACAGUAAAUCCUGUGUAAGAGGCGCACGUACGGGACGUGUCUCUCACAUGGUGAAGGAUUCGAUUCGAUUUUCUUCCUUCGAAGCAAGCAGUACCAAGAAUUGGUGUGGAUAACCAGGCAUCUUUUAGACAGGAUUCACUAUACAGGAUGGCCCAAGUAAAUGGAACAGGAUAUAACUUCGUUAUCAGUAGAUUUACAGAAAAAUGUCAAAGGGAAAAGACGAAUGGUUAAAAAUGUACUUUAUUUGUAGGACAUGUUUUCUUUUAUAAAUGCAAUGAUGCAUGUGCAGUCGAUAGUUAUACUAUUUUUUAAAAAUAAAAACGCAUAUUUUUUUACAUAGGUUGAUUCCUCUCAUCAUUUUACAUAAAAAAAGUAUUAGAAUAAAGUGGUUAAUAAAUGAUUAGUUUACGAGAUACUUUAAACAAUUGUCUGUAAUGAAAAAUAUGUUCGUUAUAGCUUGUUACACUUACCUGGGCCAUCCUUAAUAUAGUUUUCUAAGAUCUUAACAAGCAAUUGUCGAUAUUUUCGAACAUGGAACCAAAAACGUUUAACAAUUGUUUUUUGAAACCUUGGGAAACCACGUAAAAUUUUCAUUAGUUAAUCUAAUAAACGACACGAAUAAGUUUCUAUGUUAGUUGUAUUUUUUAUAUAUUAUCCGAUUACAAUUUUGCCUGUCUUUGUCGAGAGCUCGUCGAACGCUUUGUCGCGGCGAAUUUUGUACGGGGUUCAAGCCCGAAAAUCGCUCCCUUCCGAUUUUGUUCGCACGCAUGUCUGGUAUUUGCGUGCUGAUACUACUGAUCGUACAUGCAGCACUGUUCAAAAGUUUCGAUAUGUGUAUUAACUAACUCGUAUUCACCGCACCUUUCUCAAUAGACAUCAGUUUCAAUCAAUUUAUAUUGUCAUUGCAAUGUCCACGAGAUGUUUUUUUUUUAAGAACUGUUCUUUAAGGUCGAUAAUGCAAGGGCAACUGUGCGUUAAAGAAAGAAGUAAUAUUCAUCGCACGUAGGCGCGAGCACGUUAAGAUUAACACAAUGACUGCAAACCCGAUUUCAUAAAAGUUUCCUAAAGAAAAUGAAGAAGUUUUUUCUUCGUAAUUACGUUUUAUAACCAAGUACGUUUAUUUUUAUAUAGAAAACUGAAGUUAAUGUUUGUGAUUAGAAAAACUAAAAUAAAUAAGAAUUUAGUCAGCACAGUAAUAUUAUUGUUUAAAGUAAAUGUUUCAACGUUGGGUCCACUUUGACAUAAAUGAGUACAUUUAUUAAAAAUUAAUGAAACAUCAACUUACUUUUAUACUUUAAGUAGUGGCAAUCAACGCUUUUGCUUAUGGUUAUUCCAUCGUGACAACUUUAUAACGGAAGACGAAAUAAGAAAAAUAUUUUGUAUAAAAGAAUGUUUGUCUUCUCUGAUAUCCUUCUUUAAUUUCUCUAACCUUUUCCACUUUAUUAUUCUUUACUUUCUUCCUUCAUUUUUCAGGUAUUUCUUGUCGACUUAUUGAAUUGCUUUCCUCUAUUUAUUCCGUUUAUUAGUAUCGUACUCAUAUUUAUAACUAGUUGUUCGCCAAACAAGGCGAUGAUUAUAAAAAAUGAAUAUAAUUAUUAUUCAAUUCACGUUAAUAUUAAACUUCACAUUUUAUUUACAUUAUUUAAUUCGCAAGAAUUCAUGAAAUUUUCCUAUACAUCUAAUUUGAAUUAUUCAUCUCUGGAUGAACCUAUGUUUGCAUAGUUACGUUAAAUCUUUCUAUAAUAUAUAAAAAGUUUCAACCUAUGACUUCACCGUUUUAAUGCAAGCUAUCAUUUAUUUAAAUCUUCACAUCUAUAACCUAUUCCUCCUCCUGAUUGAUAAUAAUCAUUGUAUAAAUUUUCUUUGUAAAUAUGUAUUCAUUUAUUCCAAAGACCUAAACUUAAAAUGCAAUUGUUUACUGUAAAUAAUACCAUGCUUGUACUGACAAACUUCUCCAUUUUUACACAUACAUAUGCGUGGCGUAGGACAGAGUUAUUAAGAAAAAAUUCAUAACUUUUGUAACUGCAAAGUACAAAUAACAGAGAUUAUUAUAGGCGACACACAUACGCAUAAUAAUGAUUUAUUAAUAGAUAAAAUUGCAUUAAUUGUCAUUCUCCACGUGACAUUCUCAUUUUCACGUCACUUGACAUUCAUGUGGCUUAUUUAUUCACUAUUAUUUUCUUCGAUCUAUUCUGUAACAGUUCCUAAAAAUAUUGUUCUUAUUCCCAACAAUGUAUUCUAGUAACUCACUACGUCGUAUAAAAAGAUUGUCCCUGCAGUACUUUUUUUUCUUAAUAUUCAUCAAAGUCGUAAGAAACUACGGUGAUGCGUCAAUUAUGCAUUAAUAAAUAACCUUAGUAUUUUAUUUUGAUUAAAAACUGAAUUAAAAAAGAAUAAAAAUAUCAUAACAGACACUGGAAACUAAAGAACUUUAAAGAUAGAAAUGGCUGAAAUUUUGUCUGUAUAAUUUGAUAAAAUUGUUCUAUAACUUA
Messenger RNA from Hylaeus anthracinus, 10064 nucleotides. RefSeq names its product class A basic helix-loop-helix protein 15-like. The record is from RefSeq and is a predicted model, not a curated record. The transcript has 6 exons. NCBI's taxonomy places the organism in Eukaryota, Metazoa, Arthropoda, Insecta, Hymenoptera, Colletidae. The coding region runs from base 844 to 1455 and encodes 203 amino acids. Gene Ontology annotation, molecular function: protein dimerization activity.